UAUCUCGAUGGGUGGGAUGUUAGGUUUCUGGGCAUGGCCUUGAUGGGUUCGGGGUUUAUGUUGUCUCUAGAUAACACCAUUUUGUCAACGGCGAUCCCCCGCAUCACGAGCGACUUCAACAGUCUGAACGAUAUCGGCUGGUACGGCGCCUCCUACCUCGUCACGCAAAUGUCGCUUCUGCCCACCUGCGGCCGUAUAUACACGUUCUACGACGUGAAGUGGUCCUACAUCGUGCUGAUGCUCAUUUUUGAACUGGGCUCCAUCAUCUGCGCUGUGGCGCAGAGCUCAACGAUGCUGAUAGUCGGACGCGCAAUUUCUGGCAUCGGCGCUGCCGGGUUGCUCAGCGGGGCGGCGGUGAUCGUGUCCUACUGCGUGGCUUUGAGAAAGCGUGCCAUGCUGAUGGGGAUGAUCUCGGCAGUUUAUGGCGUCGGAUCGGUCUCGGGACCACUCAUCGGGGGGGUCAUAACUGAUAAUCCGAAGCUUACUUGGCGGUUUUGCUUCUGGAUCAAUCUUCCAUUCGGAGCAGUUGGACUUGCUCUGAUAUGGUUCGCUCUCCGCAGCCCUCCCCCGGCUGUCAAAGCAGGAUUACCGCCGAAUCAAAAGCUACGGCAGUUGGACAUGCUGGGGGCUACGGUGUUGGUUGGCUCGAUAGUCUGUCUGUUGCUCGCACUACAAUGGGGAGGAAUCGUCUACCCAUGGUCGAAUUCCAAGGUUUAUGGCUGCCUGGUUGGAUUUGUCUUGAUUUUGGCCCUGUUCAUUGCGAUGCAAAUUAAAGAUCGGAAUAGCUGCACGAUUCCACUUCACCUGUUUCGCAACCGUACAGUAUCUGCCGCGAGCGCCUUCAUGAUGUUCCUCCAGCUGGCAAUUGUGGUACAGACUUACUACUGGCCAAUGUACUUCCAAUCCGUGAAAGGCGUCAGCGCCAGAGACUCGGGAAUUCAGCUACUCCCACUGUGUAUUUCCAUGAGCCUGACGACUCUGAGCGCAGGAUGGAUCAUCUCCAGGAUUGGCUACUAUGUGCCCUUCAUGUGGGCCGGUGCUCCCUUCCUCGCGAUCGGAGGUGGUCUCUUCCAGAUUAUCCGAGCGGAUAGUCCGUUGUCCAAUUGGGUAGGGUAUCAGAUUGUUAGUGGCAUUGGCUACGGUCUGUGCGGCCAGAUCCCAAUCUUAGCAGUGCAAGUCGUUCUGGACAAGGAGAAUGUACCAACAGGCUGUGUGCUGAUCAUGUUCUUCCAAUGCCUGGGGGGGGCCCUGGCGACGAGCAUUGCCCAGAACCUGUUCACGGACAAACUGAUGAAGAAUCUACGGAAGGUCAAGGGUGUAGACAGCGCAGCAGUGGUUGCUGCGGGUGCUGCAGACUUUAGGCGGUUGGUCGCUCCAGAAAGACUAGCUAAGGUGAUUGAUGCGUACACAAGCGCAUUGAAGACCGUGUUUUUGCUGGCUCUUGCUACUGCGGCGAUUGCUUUCUUUGUGGGAUUGGCAAUAGAAUGGCGGAGGUUGCCC
Molecule: messenger RNA, 1500 nt
Organism: Aspergillus campestris IBT 28561
Lineage: Eukaryota; Fungi; Ascomycota; Eurotiomycetes; Eurotiales; Aspergillaceae
Product: MDR family MFS transporter
Exons: 4
Biological process (GO): transmembrane transport
Molecular function (GO): transmembrane transporter activity
Source: RefSeq, a predicted model, not a curated record